This is a messenger RNA of Scophthalmus maximus (turbot), 2179 nucleotides long. It is a transcript of the gene dctn2, whose product is annotated as dynactin 2 (p50). The record is from RefSeq and is a predicted model, not a curated record. Lineage: Eukaryota; Metazoa; Chordata; Actinopteri; Pleuronectiformes; Scophthalmidae. Bases 181 to 1410 code for a protein of 409 amino acids. Gene Ontology annotation, cellular component: centrosome; dynactin complex; cytoplasm. Gene Ontology annotation, biological process: mitotic spindle organization. The transcript is spliced from 16 exons.
UCAAGCUAGUGACCACAUCAGCCUGGAGAGGGGAGAGUCCGCCGGCUGAGAGACUGCUGGCUCAUCUACCGUUAGCUUCUGUCACAAGUCCAUACAGUCUAUCGAUACGUUACACGUUUUAUAGCACUACUUUCGUAUUCUGUACUGAUUCGGUGGUGUCGUCUUCGCCUCCCGCUGACAAUGGCCGAUCCUAAAUACGCAAACUUGCCAGGAAUCGCCUUCAACGAGCCCGAUGUUUACGAGACCGGCGACCUUCCAGAAGAUGACCAGGCUCAGUUCGAGUCGUUUGUACAAGAGCUGGAGGAGCUCUGCAGUGACAGCGUAGAGAGGAUCGUGGUCAACCCCAACGCUGCCUAUGACAAGUUCAAAGACAAGCAUGUCACCACGAAGGGACUUGACUUCUCAGACAGAAUCAGUAAAAGUAGAAGAGUGGGCUAUGAAUCGGGAGAAUUUGAAAUUCUCGGAGAGGGCUGUGGAGUGAAAGAGACACCCCAGCAGAAGUACCAGCGUCUGGUGAAUGAGAUCCAGGAACUCACGCAGGAGGUGGAUACCAUCCAGGCUGCCACAAAGGAAAGCAACGCAGAGGAGCGCCUGACCCCGGUGGUGCUGGCUCAGCAGGCCGCCCAGCUCAAACAGCAGCUGGUUUCUGCCCAUCUCGACUCACUGCUGGGACCACAGGCGCACAUCAACCUGGCCGACCCAGACGGAGCACUGACAAGGCGUCUGCUCACCCAGCUGGAGGUGGCCAAGGGCAGCCGCGGCAGCACCGCGGGAGACGGCAAGCCGGCGGCAUCGGCCAAGGGCCCAGACGGAGUGGUACUCUAUGAGCUGCACAGCAGACCGGAGCAGGAGAAAUUCAAUGAGUCUGCCAAGAUGGCGGAAUUGGAGAAGCGUCUUGCUGAGCUGGAAAUCUCUGUUGGCUCCGGAUCAGACAAGCAGGGACCACUGAGCACUGGUGUACAAGGAGCCAGUUUGAUGGACACUAUAGAACUCCUGCAGGCGAGAGUCAGUGCACUGGACUCUUCCACUCUGGAUCAAGUGGAGGCAAGACUGCAGAGUGUCCUCGGGAAGAUGAACGAGAUCGCAAAACACAAGGGGGCAAUUGAGGAUGCUGAUACACAAAACAAGGUGUCGCAGCUCUAUGACGUGGUGCAGAAGUGGGAUGCCAUGUCCACUUCUAUACCCCAGGUGGUGCAGAGGCUUGUCGCUGUCAAGGAGUUGCAUGAGCAAGCCAUGCAGUUUGGCCAGCUGCUGACCCACCUGGACACCACUCAGCAGAUGAUCAACAACUCUCUGAAGGACAAUAACACUCUGCUGACACAGGUCCAGCAGACAAUGAAGGAAAACCUGGGGGCUAUAGAAGAGAACUUUGGUUCACUAGAUGAGCGGAUGAAGAAGCUCUCCAAAUAAGCGCUGGCAGAGUUUGGGUCGGUCCAGGAGAGAGAAGAACACGGACAAAUUAAUAUCUGGCUAGAGACGCACCGAGAGGGGACCGGGGUUUUAACACUGUCCCGUUCUCGAUCUCUACUCAUGCCUCUGCCUUUUUUCUCACAAAGUGGAAUAUUAGAACGCUGGAAAAAGACGAAAUAACAAAAAAAAAGGAGACAAAAUGUUCUUGUCCACCCUCCUUUCCUCUCCUCUUCCUUUUCUCUUGCAUCAGAUUGAUAUCAGCUGAAAACACAUUUCUCCACUUCCCUCUGAUUGCAGUCCCCUGCUUAUCGACUUUUAGACUGGAUUGUUUUUAUAAUUCUUAGUAUUAAAACAUAAGAAAUUCUGUCAUUCCUUUGGAACGUCAUACUAUUACUAGAUUUGUACUGUAUACGUUGGUCAGAUGAAAUGGUUCACAGUGAUGUUGGGUUGAUAGGUGACACAUUUAACAUGCUGUCAACUAUGUAAAAAAAAAAAUGGAAAAACUCAAUCAAGAUCAGUUGUUCUAUACAGUGGUAGCAGAAGUGUCAGGGCCAUGUCACGGAAGAAAAGCUUGUAAAUAUGCUUGUGUACCUUUUUUUUUCUUUUCUUUUUUUCUUCUUCACACUCAGUCGCCUGUAACUAUAAUAUUAUGACUGAGACCAGAUGCCACAGACCAACUUUUAAUCUGCUUCGUCAUUGCCUCCCAGUCAACUGUACUGCUCAUCUGUGGCCAUGGAAACCGAUCAAUAAACGAAACAAAGUGCGAUAA